Messenger RNA from Peniophora sp. CBMAI 1063, 1374 nucleotides. Lineage: Eukaryota; Fungi; Basidiomycota; Agaricomycetes; Russulales; Peniophoraceae. The record is from the annotation of a GenBank genome assembly.
AUGCCGCUAGCAUCGUCCGGAACCUGGGCGUCACUGGGACGCCAGGUGGCCGCGGGCGUGCGGAAUGCUCCGCACGCUCGUGGGCUACAUGUCCCGGGACGAGCCCCGUUACCAUCUACAGCACAACAAAUAUUCCAAACCACCAAGGGUCUCGCGCAGAACCUUUUCGGACAUCUUACUACUCCCGGCCAUAUCGGUCGUCAACCUGCUGCUCGCUCGCUACACCAUCUCACUGCUGGACGUACGAUCCAGAAUGGACUGUCGUUGCCUGCUCGCCAUGCUCUGUCUAGUCGGCCCAUGAGUAUGCCCAAGCUGCCCCGUGCACCGGCAGUACCCCGUGGUGUUCACCAAGUUGGCCUCGGCACUGCCCGCAACUUCAGUAGUGCCCGCCCGAUCUUCGCGCACUUGGCCGAGAACGUCCCCGUCGCCGGCCGAGCGCUGAGCGAGGCGGACUGGAAGAUCCAGCGCAAGAAGGAGAUGGCGAAGCUCGCCAAGAUCAACGUGAAGAAGGAGCAGAAGAGGAAGGUCAAGGCGGAGAAGGUCGUGUUCCGCGCCGCCAACUCCGUUAACACCGAGGCGUCGCUCGAUUCGGUAGUCGAGACGCAGGCUGAGCUCGAGCGCUACUUCCCAGUCGCCACCUCUGCGCCCGCUGUCGCGGCAAUCCCCGACGUCACCGCAACGCUGCUCAUUCCCCUCGCACCGACGCCCUCGUCGCGUCUUCCGCUGCCCAAAGCCCCUAUCUCGGAGUCGCAGCAUCCGGUCGUGCCCUUCGCCGAGAUGUCGACUUUGCACUUCGACUUUGCCCACCACAACGAACGCGUUGCGGCGUUGUUCGAGCGGCUUGACGCUGCCAAUGUGUGGGAUUCUGGGGCGCGAUGUGAUGUGUACGGAGAUGCCCGAGGAGAGGCAAACGUACUCCGCGUCGCGUUUGAUGGGUGGGACGCGAUGCGUGUGAGGAGCGUUAUUGGAGAGACCGCGUCAGGCUGGUGUGUCCUUGAGGAAGAUCGCCCCAUCGAAGACGCGGAUCUGGAAGAGAUGGACUCGCUCUCACCGUUCGGUGGCCUCAGUCCCCCCAUGUCGCCACGUAUGGAGGCCGCACCUGUCUUCGGCGACUUCGGCGUCAACAUCGACCCGGCGCAGUCCUUCGUGCUGCCUACGCUCGACUUCUCAUCGUCCUUUGGCGCGUCGACACUGUCUUCGCUUUCGGAUGACGGCGCGAGCGAGGCCGACUACGACUACUUCUCCGACUCUGGGAGCGAAGGGAGCGCCGGGAGCUGGGUCGGCCUUGAGCCUCCCACACGACCUCUCUUCAGCUCUUCGUUCGGUCAGAGGACCCGUAUGGAAGACGAGGGCCCGAUGGAAUCCAUGUUCUGA